AUGGAGAAAGGAAAGAAGCGUACGAACUAUCCUUGUGAUGGAUGCUCGCUUCGCCUCCUUCUUCCGGACCGUGGCUCGACGCAAAGUCCCAGAUCACCGUCAACUUCCGGUGUGGAGAACGAGAGUGCUACCCAGCAAAAAUCUUUGCAGGUUUACAUCGAAUACUUGGAUAAGUUUCGAGACCAUCUAACAUGUGUUUGGCCCGUCGUCAACGUGGAAUCACUCAAGUCCCGCAUCAGUGGUUCGCUGGAUGAUCACGAUGCAUGGGCAUUAGCUGGAGCCAUAUGUGCUACGCAUAAUCUGGUCUCCGAUGACAACAAUGUCGCAGAAAGCUUUGCACAUCAUGCUCAACGCUCGCAUAAUUUGAGCAACCAGCAUCAUCAAAGCACUCACUACAAGGAAGACACAACGGAGUCCCUACUGACUGCGUUCUUCCUACACGUUUACUUUGCCAAUACAGAACGCAUCAGAAUAGCUACAGUAUACUUACACGAGGCGAUUGCUCAGUUACAUCUGCAAAGCCUGCACCGUCCAGAAAUCCUGGUCAGUCUCGAAGAGGAACAAAGAGAAUUGCUCUUACGCAUCUUCUGGCUGGUGUUCGUGACAGAGAGAACCUUCUGCGUCCAGAAUUGUUUCCCACCAUGCCUCAAGCCGAUCCAGACUUUUCCGCUUUCCGAAUUUCACAUCCAAGGAGCCGGCGAAGUAGACGCUUCCUUCCAACUCCUCGCUCAACUCUUCACCCUCCUCGACGACAACAUAAUCGUAGCGGCAGACAGAGGGGGAGUCCCCCCCGACUCCAACGCAGCCGAAAACCUCUACAGCGCCCUCUCGGCCAUGGCCAAGCAAGACUUCUCGACCCUGGCCCCCUACCUCCCAGAGACGCAGCGAGUCAACGUGCUGAUGACGGGGAACUGGAUCCACAUCCUCUGGUGGCAGUUCGCCCUGAGCCACUACCAGAUGUCUAGCCGCAUGGACGAUGCAAUGCUCUCCAUGUUGAAGCCCGCCAAGGUUGCUCACGAGACCAUGCGCCUGCUCGGGUCUGUUUCUCAGCAGGCCAUUAGGACCCACGGAUAUGGACUAGAGCUAAAAGUCUUUCGUAUUGCCGAUGCUCUCAUCGACAUCCUGGCUUGCAACACGUGGCUUUCUAGUUUGCAACCCGGAUGCAAUAGCAUGCUUCUGGGAGCCAGGGACGUACUGCGUUCUCUUCAGAAAGCUCUUUUGCUUAUUGGUUGGCCAGAGUCUUUGUUUCAUAAGAAGCUGAUGCUGGUCAUGGCCGAAUCACAAUUAGCGGUUCCUGAUGUCAAGGCUUUGACGACGUGCGAGGAAGAAGAAUGCGUUGAUUAUUCGUAGAAGAUACCAAUACCAUUAAUUCACCCG
Molecule: messenger RNA, 1377 nt
Organism: Colletotrichum phormii
Lineage: Eukaryota; Fungi; Ascomycota; Sordariomycetes; Glomerellales; Glomerellaceae
Exons: 5
Coding region: 1-1350 (449 amino acids)
Biological process (GO): DNA-templated transcription
Molecular function (GO): zinc ion binding; DNA binding
Source: RefSeq, a predicted model, not a curated record